Molecule: messenger RNA, 1594 nt
Organism: Boleophthalmus pectinirostris (great blue-spotted mudskipper)
Lineage: Eukaryota; Metazoa; Chordata; Actinopteri; Gobiiformes; Gobiidae
Gene: hoxa9a
Product: homeobox A9a
Exons: 2
Coding region: 80-898 (272 amino acids)
Biological process (GO): proximal/distal pattern formation; DNA-templated transcription; regulation of transcription by RNA polymerase II
Cellular component (GO): nucleus
Molecular function (GO): RNA polymerase II cis-regulatory region sequence-specific DNA binding; DNA-binding transcription factor activity, RNA polymerase II-specific
Source: RefSeq, a predicted model, not a curated record
UGUGUGCGCGCUCGCUAUUUGUUUGCGUGGAUCUGUCCCUCCGAGCGCCUGGUCCAUGUGAAGGCGCUUUUUCUGCGAUAUGUCGACAUCCGGAACUCUGACCAGUUACUACGUGGAUUCUCUCAUUCUACCGGAGAGCGAGAAUGAACUCUCUACGCCGAGAUACAGCUCUGCUCCCGGGCUGCACCAUUCCAGACCAGCCCCCUCCUCCACAGGGUCCAUCCAUGAGCACAGUGACUUCAGCUCCAAAAGCGCGUUGUUCGGGACUCCGUGGAGCCAUGUUCCGACGCAGUUCCCCGGCUCCGUCUCGUCCAUGUACCCGCACCACCACCCGCACUACGGACAUCCUCAGGGGCCGGUGGCCGCGGACACUGACCCCCGCUACCAGUCAUGGCUUCUGGAGCCCAUGUCUGCGUCUUUGCCCAUCACAAGCCUACCUCCCACUCAUCAUUACGGCCACGUAAAGCCGGAGGCAGUGCGCGGAGCCGCGGAUAGCGGGGCGGUAAUAAGCGGCUCUCACACCGCGCUGCUCUUGUCUGACUACGCCAACGGCACCGUGGCCACGGCGUCUCCUGCGGACGAGAAGGACGCGCUGGGCGGACACGCGGGGCACGAGCAGAGCGGGGACGGAGAGGACAAACCAGGCCUCGACCCAAAUAAUCCGGUGUCCAACUGGCUCCACGCGAGCGCCACGCGGAAAAAGCGCUGCCCCUACACCAAGCACCAGAUCCUGGAGCUGGAGAAGGAGUUCCUCUUCAACACGUACCUGACCCGGGACCGGCGCUACGAGGUGGCGCGGCUGCUCAACCUCACGGAGAGACAGGUCAAGAUCUGGUUCCAAAACCGCCGCAUGAAAAUGAAGAAGUUUAACAAAGACGGUCCGCCCAAGGACGAAUAACAGAGCGCGGAGGCGCAGCGGCGGAGGCGCAGCGGCCGCGGGGCUGUGGGAGCCUGUCUCCGCUGGACUGGUUUUUACUCAUUGUCUUAUUGUCCUCCAUAGAAGCUAUUAGGCUUAAUUGUCUUGUUAAAAGCAUGUUGGCCUUCAAUUUAACGCGAGUACAUUUAUAUAUUGCACAAUUUGAGCGUGCUCCCCCUUCGUGUGCCCUUAGUUGAAUGAAUCCUUGUUGUAAGUGCAUUAGUUGGCCUGGGUCCCGUGCUGUGAAUGGACAUUUUUAGCUGUGUGCGCGUAUGGUUUGUUUUCGUUGUUGUCAGUUUCAGAGUCACUUUAGCUUAGAUUGUAAAAUGUACCCAUUCCCCUUAUUCUUAGCCUAUUAAUGAUAGAACUAUGACUGCUGACCAGAGCUGGAACUAACAUGGACAUUUGCAUUCUAGGAGCACCACACUGAACCCUCUUCAAACGCCCCAAACUAAGAGUUCUCUGAAGAUUGACUACCUACACAUUUCAACUACCUACUCUCCCGUUUGUGGCGUAGUGCGCGUGUCUGAGUUUCAGGGAGAGAUUCUGUUUUAGUGAAGGGAAAUGGAACACUGUAGGCUACUUAAGGAAUACCUCACGGUCUGCUGACCGGUCCACUUUGGUUCACAAUGUAAUUUGUACUUAUUUAUUAAAUAAAGCAAAUUAUAUCUGCGAAUG